AUGAGCGGACCAACAGCUAAGAGCAAGAGAGGGCCGACUGUGCUCAUGACAGAUGCCCGCGACACGGCACCUCGAGCACCCCAACGACCAGGCGUGGGGCAGAGACAGGCGACAGGCGCGCGAUUGAUCUCGGUCGACAACAUCCUGCAGUACGCCUCGGACAUUCCCUCACAACAGCAGCGACGCGGCCCGCCUGGCAGCCGACCCAUGAUGCACACGCGCACUCCCAGCGGACGGCAUCCGCUCGAUCCCAGACUCUCCGGUCGCCUGAUACCCCAGCACAUGCCCACCCGAUCGAGCAAGCUCAGCGAAAAACUCGUGCUUCUGCCCGAGACAGCAGGACAGGAGGACGACGAGAAGGGCGACUUUGACGAAGACGAAUACGAAGGCCCGCCCACAGACGAAGACCUUGCGCGACGGACCCCCAAAGGCGGUCCCAACGACAAGAGCUAUGCAGAGCGUCUGCCCAAGGCCAAGCGGACGGACAAGCUCUCGCGCGUCACCGCCUACUGCACCGCCCAAGCCUACAAGAUGAAGAGCACCGCCCAAUUCGUAAAGGACACACACAAUGCCCGCACCAAGCUGUACGACGACUGUCUCUACACCGUCUACCAUCUCCCGCUGUUGCCCGGCAGCGACGGCUACCGGGUCCGCAGUAGCCCUGCGCUCAAGAGCCCGGGUGGAAAGACGGUGCUCGACGAAGAGAUCGAGCGCAACGAGCAGCGCGACCACCACGAAGGCUACUUUGGCGAUGAGGAGACCUACUACGUACGCGACGACCACGAGCUCGACCAACCCUGGGACGGCAUGCACGAUCGCCGAGACUCGACCGAGAAUUCCAGAAUUGCGCCCAACGCCCUGACCUUUGGCGAGAUGUUCGUCUUCUCGUACGGCGUCGUAGUCUUUUGGAACUUCACCGAGAAGCAGGAGAAGGACAUUCUGGCUGACCUCACAUUUUCCGCUAUUGCUACCGGCAUCACCAUCGCAACACGACCCUUGACCGAGUCCGACUUUGAAACUGAAGAGUUCCAUUUUGAAUACAACCCCGAAAUUCAGCGCCCGCGUGUGUACAACGACAUGAUUACGCUCAAGAGCGGGGAUCAUAUGAUCAAGCUAGCCAUGAGCCACGCCAUUGCACAGAGCACCAAGCUAAGUCUCUUCGAGGAGGGUAUGAGCCGGACCAUGCUGGCUGCGCAAUACGUACCCAAACGCUUAGCGUUGACGGGCAAAUUGGGUAUGGGCAGGACAGACGUGGUCAAGAUGAUUGGACAGCUCUUCACCAGCCGUGUGGAAGUGAACUUAUCAUCGAAUAUGCUCGACACUCCAAGCUUCUUCUGGGACUCGGAGCCUACCCUCCAUCCGCUAUAUACCGCUGUGCGCGAAUACCUCGAGAUCAAACCCCGUAUCCAAGUUCUCAACGAGCGCUGCCAGGUCUUCCUUGAUCUGGGCGAGAUACUAUCUGAUUCCAUUAGCGAUAAGAAGAUGACCAAGAUCACGUGGAUUGUCAUUGCGCUCAUUGUGCUGAGUAUCUGCAUAACGUGUCUGGAAGUGCUCCUCCGAUUCGCCAUUCUGCAAAAGGGUAGGACUAAUGUUCCUGUUGCUGGGGAUAUGGAAAUUAGAGGGAUUGGUGGACUCAAGGGAAUUGGUCCGCCUGCCUAUGCUGGGCCUGGCCUGCUCGCUGCGAGAAGUUUGGUUUGGGUCGGUAGUGGAGUCAAGGGUCUAUUGGUCGGCUGA
Messenger RNA from Alternaria postmessia, 1734 nucleotides. RefSeq lists its product as uncharacterized. Lineage: Eukaryota; Fungi; Ascomycota; Dothideomycetes; Pleosporales; Pleosporaceae. The transcript has 2 exons. Bases 1 to 1734 code for a protein of 577 amino acids. The record is from RefSeq and is a predicted model, not a curated record.